CCUGGCGUGCCGUAUCAACACAAUAUUUACUUCAGCCAGAGACUCGCUCGAACACGUGUGGAAACUAGGCUCUUCGCUGUUACAUACGCGAAGAUGACGAAGGACGAUUACGAUGUUAAAUCUCGAAGUAAACAAAAUGGAGAGGAAACAAGCUUGACGAAGAAAGACAAUGAAAAAGUAGAAUUAAAACGUCGAAUCACGCUGUUCAAUGGCGUCGCAAUCAUCGUAGGAUCGAUUGUAGGAAGCGGUAUAUUUCUGACUCCGAAAGGUGUGCUCGAAGGGGCUGGAUCGGUUGGCUUGUCUCUUGUGGUAUGGACAGGAUGUGGUAUUAUCUCCCUGGUUGGAGCUCUUUGCUAUGCAGAACUUGGCACCACCAUCACACGAUCUGGCGGGGACUAUGCGUACAUGUUGGAAGCGUUUGGGCCUUGUAUGGCUUUCUUGCAACUAUGGGCAAAUCUGAUCAUCAUUCGACCUACAGCCCAGGCCCUCGUGGCAUUGACUUUCGCCUACUAUGUACUACAACCAAGCUUUACAACAUGUGAGCCCCCUCUUAUGGCUCUCAAGCUCCUGGCUGCCUUAUGUAUAAGUAUUUUGACCUUUGUGAAUGUGUACAGUGUGAAGGCGGCCACGCGUAUACAGGAUAUCUUCACCGUUGCUAAGAUAUUGUCCCUCAUUAUCAUCAUCAUCACAGGUUUUGUCCUUAUUGGACAAGGUGAGACAGAAUACUUUAAGGAUCCCUGGACACGGAGUGCUGGGAAGGGUGGCGACGUCGCUGGCAUAUCUCUAGCUUUAUACAAUGGACUGUUUGCCUAUGCUGGAUGGAAUUUCCUUAACUUUGUGACAGAAGAAAUGAUUGAUCCUUUCAAAAACCUGCCAAGAGCUAUCUACAUCUCUAUACCUAUAGUAACAGGCGUAUAUAUCCUGACCAACGUGGCCUACCUCACCAUCAUUUCACCUUACGAGAUGUUGAACUCCAAUGCUGUCGCUGUGACGUUUGGAUACAAAGUGUUUAGCGUCAUGGCCUGGAUUGUACCAGUAUUUGUAUCACUCUCCACAUUUGGAGGUGUGAAUGGUCUACUCUUCACAUCAGGAAGACUGUUCUUUGUGGGGGCACAGGAAGGACACUUACCAGACCUUCUGUCUAUGAUCCAUCAUCGCAGAUACACACCCAUGCCCGCCAUGUUGUUCACUGGCGGCCUGUCGUUGGUCAUGCUGAUAGCCGAUGAUGUUUCCUCCCUCAUCAACUACAUGAGUUUUGUUCAAUGGCUGUCCGUUGGAAUGUCAAUAGUUAAUCUUAUCUAUCUACGGUUUACACAACCUGACAGACAUCGACCAAUCAAGUUCCCGCUGUUCAUUCCGUUCCUGUUCCUCCUGUUUGUACUGUUUCUGUUAGUGGUACCGCUGUAUGCUGCUCCGUAUGACACAGGCAUGGCUGUGCUCAUUGUCCUGUCUGGAAUUCCCGUCUACUUCCUUGGUGUUGUCUGGAAGGGCAAGCCAAAGAUCGUCAUAGAAUUAAUUGAUAAAUUUACAGUAAUGGGACAAAAAAUGUGCGAAGUAACAAAGCAAGAAAAUUAGUUUCUCAGAAAUAUACCUGUUUCAGUAGUCAUCUUAUUUUCAUGAUUGAAUUCCGUCAAAACCUGUUCCAAGUCUGUGGUGAGACGUUACAUCUGGACUACGAUCCAGGACCUACCACCGGCCAAUGGUCUAGAGUGUCCAGUACUUAAACCAGUGAACAGACUGGGCCUGUGAUAUUAAUGUCCAUUGUUGAUUCUUAUGUGAAUGUAUGAUGGAAAUUAUGCUGCCAAAUGAAAUAUGUACAAGGGUCAAACCUUACUAUUUUAACCACUGCAAAAGCAUGAUAAGUGAUUGAAAGUUUCACACGUUAAAUCAGGAACUCCCUUUCAAAACUUCGUUAUUUUCAUCAAAUGUUACAUGAAUGAACAUAAUUUUUUAAUGAACAAAUAAAUAUAAACAAUCAAUGAUAAAUAUGGUUCCAUUGCAAUAUCUUUUGGACACACCUGGGUGAUUUUUCCAGAGAUGCAAGAAAAAAAUCUACUGGUAGAAAUUUGUGAGCAUAUAUGUUGGUUUUAAACCUGAUACGGAGGAUAUUUAAUAAUUUCUUGUUUAGUACCAUACAGGGUUCUACAAUAAGGGUAGCCCGAUAGUCUGAGACUAGUGGAAUCCGUAGUGGGACUUGGUGUUCUAAAAAUCGCUAGCCCGAUUGUCUAGUCAAAAGUUAAUACAAUGUAUUAAAGUGGAAUUUGCAUAUUGACUAGAAAAGCUGAGAACUACUAGCCUGACUGACAAGUGGUUUUAAAAUUAAUUUCUUCAUGAAAUUUGUAGAAUAUUCAUUGAUACAGGAGAAAUAAUGAAAAAAAAAUCUUUAUGCGCUGUCUUAGCAUUUUGAAUUUACUCACCAUAGAAUGGAAUUCAAUGGAAUAUAGUAUAUAUACUAGACCUAAGACAAGAAAUUUUACUGACAUACAUAUAUUUAACAUGAAAUUAAGAAAUAUGGGUUACAAUACAGGCAGAAAAAUAAUUUUAAAUACAACAUAGUCUAUAACUAAAGAAUUUCCAUAGACCUUCAUUGUUUUUCAUUGUGAUUGUCUAUGGGUCUACCUUAACGUUCUAACACUGUGUCAGUGAUCAGAACAUGGUAUGUGAAAUGAAUGGUUUAUAGAACCAUUAAGUUUUCCACCAUUUAUAACUCAACAUACAGUAAUACCUGUAUGAUGUUAUUGUUAAUCUGAUAAGGUUUUUGUAAUAAACAUCCGAUGUGUUCAAUCUCAGACGCCAUCAUAACAAUCAUUGACCAAUGAAUCAUUUGUCAAUGACUGUCCAUUGAGGCAUGAAUAUCAAUUGUAUAUAUUUCUAUUUUUGUUGAAUACCAAUGAACACAGUAUACCGCUCUGUCUUAAGGAAGCACCUGUCUUGAGAGACCAUACCUUCUGCCAAUAAUGUCUGUCAUGACCGGCCGCCAUGCCAUUGACAACACUAGAGCUUUCAUGCUUUAGCUUGGAGGUGAUGGUCAGCUAUUACAGUCAUCUAAAAACAUGCUGGUGAAAGAUUAUUACCGGUACAUAAUAUUAUAAAAAUGUUUAUUUUUUUUGUGAAAUAUGUUUUUGCUUUGUUUUCAAAACAUUCAUUUAUAGUCAAAUCUUGUUCAUUUAGACUCUUGGUAAAAUGUAAUCAUUACAAGAUGUAUGCGCCGAAUGUGACGAAUUGUGUGUGCUGUGUUAUAAUAGGAAGGAGUUUGUUAUGUUAUUUAUACCAAAAUGUUGUUCCUGAUCUGAAUUGUUGACACCGACUUUCACUGUGCCAGUUGAAAUGUUGUGUGAAUGUUGAUUCUGCUCAUAAAAUACCCUUUUUAUUUAUUCUGAGAGUAUUUGUUUGACCAUGAUUUAUAUGUUUUAGAGGGAAAACAUUUUAUUCAUUAUCUUAACUAAAAAUUCCUUAUCAGUGAUGGCUAUUGCUGAUAAUAUUCAUUAGUAGAACUCCUGUAUAAUGUCAUACAGACAUGAUUUAAUUUAAUUUUUUAUAUGAUAUCCUUACAAAAUAUUAUUGUAGUUAAUUGAAGUAAUUUUACUUUCACAGCAAUGGGAUGAUGGCUAUUUUGUGAAUAUGUAGAAUUCAUUAUAACAAAACCCAACAUCUAGUCUUUCUAAAUGAUAUCAUUUAAUAUAAUUAAAAAGGGAUUCCUUGAGGUCAAGGUCAUUUACUUACAUCAUUAGACAAUUUUUCUCAGGUACAAGAACUCGAAAGGAGCAUUCUGUAAAUACAACAUAACUGUAAUUUAUUCUAUUAUGAUAAAGUACAAAUUUAAUAUAUACAGGUUUUAAUUUCAUCAGGUAACUUGAUAAUUAAAUUUAUAAAAUAUAUACAACUACAACCUUUGUCAAAGGCAUUCCUGUUUGUACCUAUACAGCAAUAUGUUCCUCGACGUUUAGUUUACUUGUAAUAUUAUAUUCAUAUAUAUGUAUAACAUGAAAUACACCCAAUGUAUCUGUUUUACAUAAAUUGCACUCUUUGUAUGUAUGACAUAAAAUAUAUACAUGUACAAUGUGUGUGUGAAUGACAUGAAACACAACAUAUAGGUAUGACAUAAAUUACAAUGUAUAUGCAUGACAUGAAAAAUAUACAUGUACAAUAUACAAUGUAAUACAAUGGAUAUGUGUGGGGUGAAAUACAAUGGAUAUGUGUGGGGUCAAAUACAAUGUAUAUGUGUGAUGUGAAGUACAAUGGAUAUGUGUGGGGUGAAAUA
Mizuhopecten yessoensis (Yesso scallop) is the source of this 4261-nucleotide messenger RNA. RefSeq names its product large neutral amino acids transporter small subunit 1-like. The record is from RefSeq and is a predicted model, not a curated record. NCBI's taxonomy places the organism in Eukaryota, Metazoa, Mollusca, Bivalvia, Pectinida, Pectinidae. Gene Ontology annotation, molecular function: L-amino acid transmembrane transporter activity. Gene Ontology annotation, biological process: amino acid transmembrane transport. Gene Ontology annotation, cellular component: membrane. The coding region runs from base 94 to 1575 and encodes 493 amino acids. The transcript is spliced from 12 exons.